Messenger RNA from Aspergillus calidoustus, 1005 nucleotides. Lineage: Eukaryota; Fungi; Ascomycota; Eurotiomycetes; Eurotiales; Aspergillaceae. The record is from the annotation of a GenBank genome assembly.
AUGGCACCCCUCACAAACAAGGUUGCAAUCGGCACCUCAUGCCUAGGCCAGAACGAAGCACACACCCUGGACCUCAAAAUCCGCGCCGCAGCAGCACAAGGCUUCUCUGGUCUUGAAAUCGUCUACAGCGACCUAGACCGCUACAGCACUACACAAAACCUCCCCAUCAGCACCGGCGCAAAACAAAUCCGUCAGCUAUGCGACGACCUCGGCCUUGAAAUCCUCUCACUCGCUCCAUUCGAGAACUUCGAGGGCACAAAAUCCCCCAUACAGGACCGCCUCGCCGUCGCAUCAGCCUGGCUCGACAUCGCCCGUAUUCUCGGCGCAACAUACCUGCAGGUCCCCGCCCAAUACGGGGAUAACUGCACGGGCGACGAAGCCGUCAUCGUCUCAGAGAUGCAACAGCUGGCCGACCUCGCAAGCUCCGUCUCCCCCGUGAUCUCGAUCGCAUACGAGCCCAUGUCCUGGUCGCACUUCUACCCCACCUGGGAAGACGCCCUGCGGCUCACGAUGCUAGUCGACAGGCCGAAUUUCGGGCUCUGUCUCGAUACAUUCCACGUCCUGACUCGACUGUGGGCGAGCCCGCUCGAGGCUUCGGGGGUCUACCCUGACGGGCCGGCAAAAUUAGCCGACUCACUCCGUCGCUCAGUGACGGAUAUCCCGAUGGACAAGCUCUUUUACGUGCAGCUUUCUGACGCAGAGAAGUUUGAUCCGCCGUUCUCCAAAAGCCAUCCGUGGUAUGUUGAGGGUGAGGCGCCGGAGUUUACCUGGUCGAAGCAUGCGCGGCCGUAUCCGUUGGAGACGGAGCUGGGUGGGUAUACGCCUGUUCUGGAGGUGUUGCAGGCGUGGCUGGUCAAGAAGGGGUUCGAUGGGUGGGUCUCGAUGGAGAUCUUCGAUAGACGGAUGCGUGAUGAGAUGUAUAAGCCUGGGGUUGCGGCGGCGAGGGGGAGGAAGUCUUGGGAGAAAUUGCAGGCUGCUCUUACAGGGGCUACUGCUCGGAUUUGA